This is a messenger RNA of Brugia pahangi, 441 nucleotides long. The record is from the annotation of a GenBank genome assembly. Lineage: Eukaryota; Metazoa; Nematoda; Chromadorea; Rhabditida; Onchocercidae.
AUGGUGAUAGAUAGUGAUGGCGUAGUGUAUCAUACGUGUACUUGUUGCGGUCAGCUUUGCGGCGAGGAGAUUCAGCAGCCACGUAGCCAAGAUAUAAGAACGAUGUUAGCUAAAGUGAAUUCAUUUUGGAUAGUCAGCGACAUCUCCGCAUGGAACAAGCAUAAAUUAUCAGCUUACUAUGCGCCUCGAAAUGUAUUCAUUUUUAUGGAAACUCACUCAAGAUCAUUUUUAAAUGCUAGAAGAGCUCAAGAAGCUCGAUAUUUGGCUUGCUUGAGAAGAGAUUAUCAAAAUAUACAAACUCAGGCGAAAAAUAUACUACACGUGCAUUAUUUGAUCAAAAAGAUUGCUGCCGCUCAUUCGGUACGAAUACGACUGGAUGAUCUGAGAUCGAUGGAUCCUGGGUUGUCAACCCAGGAAACACGAAGUUCAAAUGGUAGUUAA